CACUGAUCAUGUUUCAUUUUGUCUGCUCGUCUUUGUGUGUUUGCUGGUUGUGCUGCUGUGUUUGGUUUGUGUCUCUACGAUGUUGUUCUUGGUUUCCGUGAUUAUAAUCACGUGCAUGUCUGACGUCACAGAGGAAUAAUUAGUAUUAGUAAAUGCAGAUGAACGCGCUGGUGGCUCUGACGUCAUCACGCAGUAAUUUGCAGAUGAAAAUCUGACGCAGGGCGCCUCCGGUCCAGCAGGGGGCGGGGCAGGGCCGCGGUGACGUCGUCAGAGGAAGAGGAGGAGGUUUGUGUUGCCAGCCUGGCUGUGAGGAUCGCUGAGACGAGUCUACGCUGAAGCUGAAGCUGUUCUCGGACACAAACUCGGUGAGAGCAGAAACGCUCGGUCCUCACCGGAAGCUGACAGAGGUGACGGUUCCGGUUAUCCAGAAACUUCUACGGUUCCGACUCUUUACUCUGACCUGAACAGAGACAGUCUGUCUGCCAGCGAGACUGCGCACAGGUGAGCCCAGCACAGGUACGAUGGCGCUCUGUGGGUGGUGGUUAAUCCACUUCCUCGUCUUCACUUCCUGCUCGGCUCACGACUUCUUCACCUCCAUCGGUCACAUGACGGACCUGCUGUUCACGGAGAAGGACCUGGUCACCUCCCUGAAGGACUACAUCCGAGCGGAGGAGAGCAAACUGGAGCAGAUCAAAAAGUGGGCAGACAAACUGGAUGUCCUCUCGGCAGCUGCCACUCAGGACCCCGAAGGCUUCCUGGGUCACCCGGUGAACGCCUUCAAGCUGAUGAAGAGGCUGAACACGGAGUGGGGGGAGCUGGAGAGCCUGGUGCUCACCGACGUGUCUGAUGUGUUCAUCUCCAACCUCACCAUCCAGAGGCAGUACUUCCCCAACGACGACGACCAGACCGGCGCUGCCAAAGCUCUGAUGAGACUGCAGGACACCUACCAGCUGGACACCAACGCCAUCUCCACUGGAGAGCUCCCAGGCUCGUCCUCCACCUCCUCCGCCUGGAGCACUCUGACCGUGGAUGACUGCUACGACCUCGGGAAGGUGGCGUACUCUGAGGCGGAUUACUACCACACCGAGCUGUGGAUGGCUCAGGCCCUGAGGCAGCUGGACCAGGGCGAGACGUCCCGCGCCGUGGACGCCGUCACCGUCCUCGACUACUUGAGCUACUCCGUGUACCAGCAGGGGGAGCUGGAGAGAGCGCUGGAGUUCACCAGGAGGCUGCUGGACCUGGAUCCGACACACCAGCGAGCCAACGGGAACCUGAAAUACUUUGAGUACCAGCUGGCCAAACAGAAGAAGGUGGAGAAGGUGGAGGAGAAGGAGGAGGAAAGCAAGGUGAGGCAGAGGAGGGAGAGCAAAGAGGACUACCUGACUGAGAGGAAGAAGUACGAGCAGCUGUGUCGCGGCCAAGGCAUCAAGCUGACUCCCCGCAGGCAGAGCCGCCUCUUCUGCCGCUACUAUGACAACAACCGGCACCCGCGGUACGUGAUUGGCCCGGUGCAGCAGGAGGACGAGUGGGACAGCCCGCACAUCGUGCGCUACCACAACAUCGUGUCGGAGAAAGACAUGGAGAAGGUGAAAGAGCUGGCCAAGCCCAGGCUCCGUCGAGCCACCAUCUCUAACCCCGUCACCGGCGUGCUGGAGACGGCCCACUACCGCAUCAGUAAGAGACGUGCCACGGUGCAUGACCCUCACACAGGCAAACUGACCACGGCCCAUUACCGAGUCUCCAAGAGCGCCUGGCUCGGGGCGUACGAGCAUCCCGUGGUGGACAAAAUCAACCAGCUGAUCGAGGACGUCACGGGGCUGAACGUGAAGACGGCCGAGGACCUGCAGGUGGCUAACUACGGCCUGGGGGGACAGUACGAGCCGCACUUCGACUUCGGACGGAAAGACGAGCCGGACGCGUUCGAGGAGCUGGGCACGGGGAACCGGAUCGCCACGUGGCUGCUUUACAUGACCGACGUGCAGGCAGGGGGCGCCACCGUCUUCACUGACAUCGGAGCUGCUGUGAAACCCAAAAAGGGGACGGCGGUGUUCUGGUACAACCUGUAUCCAAGCGGAGAAGGAGACUAUCGGACCCGACACGCCGCCUGCCCCGUGCUGCUGGGAAACAAGUGGGUAUCGAACAAAUGGAUCCACGAGCGAGGGCAGGAGUUCAGGCGGCGCUGCAGCCUCAACGAGACCGACUGACAACCGACCUUCCUCCUCCAGCUCAGCCGUCUUCCUCCUCUGCUUCCUGCCUGCAGGCGCAGAGUGUGACUGCACAUGUGAUCCAACACGCUUAUUUUUCUCUACAGUGUGUGUGUGUGUGUGUGUGUGUGUGUUUGACUCGUUUCUCCUUUAACGAGAAUCACGCUGACGUUCAGACGUCCGUACCUGUCCAGGUGUUCAGCCUGAGAGCUAAAACUUCUCGAGAACAAAGAACGCUGCACGAGAGGUUCGUUUAAAGACGAAUAAAGUUUUUUGGGGUUUUUUGGAUCCAGAAUGUUUGAAAUCUCGUGAGCUUUGACUUAAAAGCAGAAAAUCUGAUUGAUUUAAUUCUGUUCCAUUGACGGUUCUGCGCAUUAAACCAGCGAGUGGAACGAAGGAGCGCUAAAUGUGACAAAUUUUGAAUGGAGUUUGGCCCGAGGUCGCUAACAUGAGUCGAGUCAGACGCUACAGACCGAGAAACGCUCCGUCACCCGUGUCACUCCCUGACCUUCACGACUGUUACAAAGACUGCGAGGAAUCAGAUUACUCUCGUCAUCACGGGAAUCAACCAGAAGCAAGAACCGAUCGAAUCUGAACGACGAUCGAUCGUGUGGUUCUGUGAGACAAUCAUAGCUGAAACUGAGCUGCGUAUUUAUUGAUUUCUGACAGGAUUCGUGUGAACGCCUCUUCACUGUUUUUCAUCUGUGUUUUAAAAAUUCCUCGUUUAAAAGUUUUAAAAUGUUUGCACCUUUUUUUUUUCUGUUUCCUGUUUCUUUUUGAAGUCUGAAACGUGUCGCCGAGCUCCUGAUCUGAUUCAUGUCACCUCAGCCGUGACAAAGUGGGUUUUAUUUUGGAAACUCUUCCACGCUUCAGCUGCCAUGCUUUUAUUCUGAAAAGCAGAACAUCUGAGGCUCUUUGAUUUACAAAUUCAGUCCAAGUGGAUUUUUCUGCGCUGUCCACCCGUCGUCAUGGUUACACCCCCGUUUCCACCAAUGGCGUGAGCGUUCGAGGAGGUUUAACCGUAAGGUCGUUCAGAUGCUGCAGGUCAAACUCCAGAUAAGCAAAGCACGCCGCCUCCUCUUAACCCUGUUAGCUUAUUUCUGAGCGCAGUUACUAAUUUCUGCUCCACGCCGUUUCCGUGACAACCCUCACUCCUGUUUGUGUGUGUCUGUUGUGUGUUGGAUGAUGUCCUGUGCAGUGACCUGAUGUAAGACACGUUUCUUAUCAGAAUAAAAUGCUGCUGCAACCCAGGAGAAGUAAGAAAAUG
Molecule: messenger RNA, 3471 nt
Organism: Haplochromis burtoni (Burton's mouthbrooder)
Lineage: Eukaryota; Metazoa; Chordata; Actinopteri; Cichliformes; Cichlidae
Gene: p4ha1a
Product: prolyl 4-hydroxylase, alpha polypeptide I a
Exons: 16
Coding region: 522-2204 (560 amino acids)
Biological process (GO): peptidyl-proline hydroxylation to 4-hydroxy-L-proline
Cellular component (GO): endoplasmic reticulum
Molecular function (GO): procollagen-proline 4-dioxygenase activity; iron ion binding; protein binding
Source: RefSeq, a predicted model, not a curated record